CCAUCAUUUGGCAUGAUGUUGGAUGCUAACGGCACUGACAGCUUACAACUGGCUGCUAAAGUUCCUUUGGCAUUUUUAAUGUCCCUACUUGCUUUUGCUAUAAUGCUAGGCAACGCUGUGGUCAUUUUAGCCUUUGUGGUGGACAAAAACCUUAGACAUCGAAGCAAUUAUUUUUUUCUUAAUUUGGCUAUUUCAGACUUCUUUGUAGGUAUGAUCUCCGUCCCUCUGUACAUCCCUCACACGUUGUUUAACUGGAAUUUUGGAAGUGAAAUCUGCAUGUUUUGGCUUAUUACUGACUAUCUUUUGUGUACAGCAUCUGUCUACAAUAUUGUCCUCAUUAGCUACGAUCGAUACCAGUCAGUUUCAAACGCUGUGUCUUAUAGGGCUCAGCACACUGGUAUUGUGAAGAUUGUCGCUCAGAUGGUGGCUGUUUGGAUACUGGCUUUUUUGGUAAAUGGCCCAAUGAUUCUGGCUUCAGACUCCUGGAAAAACAAUACUAGCACAGGGGAAUGUGAGCCUGGCUUUGUCACAGAAUGGUACAUCCUCGCCAUCACAUCAUUCUUGGAAUUUCUGCUCCCCAUCAUUUCAGUAGCCUAUUUCAACGUGCAAAUUUACUGGAGCCUGUGGAAGCGUGGGGGCCUUAAUAGAUGCCUCAGCCAUGCAGCGUUUGUCUCCACCUCUUCUAGUGACUCUGGACAUUUACCCAGAGCUGGGGUAGCUUCCAGGACAUCUCUUCCCACAUCCCUUCAUCCAGAAAGUCCUCGAAGAAAGAGCAGUCUCCUGGUGUCCUUAAGAACUCACAUGAAUAGCAAUAUGGCUGCCUUCAAAGUGGGUUCCUUCUCUCGGUCCGAAAGCUUAGCACUCCACCAAAGGGAGCACAUGGAGCUGCUCAGAGGCAGAAAAUUAGCCAGGUCACUGGCCAUCCUCCUGAGUGCUUUUGCCGUGUGCUGGGCUCCGUACUGUCUGUUUACAAUUGUUCUUUCAACCUACCCCAGAGGGAAGCGCCCCAAAUCAGUUUGGUACAGCAUUGCCUUUUGGCUGCAGUGGUUCAAUUCUUUCGUUAAUCCCUUUUUGUACCCCUUAUGUCACAGACGUUUCCAGAAAGCCUUCUGGAAAAUGUUUUGUGUGAAAAAGCAACCCACACCAUCACAGAACCAGUCCGUAUCUUCUUGAGGACAAUGACAUCACGUCUGUCAGCUCCAGUCCCUGUGCCAUCUGAAUGGAUUUGAGCUUUCGUCUUGCUCUAUAUUCUCUAACAAACGAUGCAUAAAAUAUAAUGUGUGAAAACGUCAAUAAAAACUCCCAAUGGAGAACACUA
Molecule: messenger RNA, 1318 nt
Organism: Phodopus roborovskii (desert hamster)
Lineage: Eukaryota; Metazoa; Chordata; Mammalia; Rodentia; Cricetidae
Gene: Hrh4
Product: histamine receptor H4
Exons: 3
Coding region: 13-1173 (386 amino acids)
Biological process (GO): adenylate cyclase-activating adrenergic receptor signaling pathway; regulation of MAPK cascade; inflammatory response
Cellular component (GO): membrane
Molecular function (GO): histamine receptor activity
Source: RefSeq, a predicted model, not a curated record